This is a messenger RNA of Zerene cesonia (dogface butterfly), 1651 nucleotides long. RefSeq names its product protein adenylyltransferase SelO-like. Lineage: Eukaryota; Metazoa; Arthropoda; Insecta; Lepidoptera; Pieridae. The transcript is spliced from 12 exons. The coding region runs from base 1 to 1623 and encodes 540 amino acids. The record is from RefSeq and is a predicted model, not a curated record.
AUGAAAAUGGAGGGUGAAAAUACUAAACUUUUAAAAAAUUUAACCGAAUGGAGAUUUAGUCAGUAUCCAAAAUAUAUUUUAUUGCCUAUUGAUGAAAAUCAUGAUGAAGUUCUGGCUAAUAUAAAAAACGUAGUUUUUUCCGAGGUGACUCCUCGACCACUGGAGCGAAAUUUGCGCCUGGUUUGUGUAUCUGAGGAUGUAUUAAAUAAUAUUCUAGAUAUGGAUAUUGAAAUAACAACACGCGAGGAAUUCGUUGAAUUUGUAGCUGGCAAGAAACUACCAUAUGGUGCUUUACCCGUUGCUCAUAGAUACGGAGGUCAUCAGUAUGGUUUGUGGGUUGGGCAGUUGGGUGACGGUCGAGCUAACAUCCUGGGAGAAUAUGUUAAUAGAGCGGGUCAACGCUGGCAGAUUCAAUUAAAGGGUUCAGGUCAAACACCAUACUCCCGAGUCUACGACGGGCGAGCUGCGUUACGGUCAUGUAUACGGGAAAUGGUUGCAUCCGAAGCCUGCCACCAUCUUGGUAUACCGACAAUACGAUCAGCAGCUUUAGUUGUGAGCGAUGAGACGAUUGUGCGUGACAUGUACUACACUAACACGCCUCGACGCGAGAAAGCGGCGGUGUUAAUGCGUUUAUCGCCCAGUUGGUUCCGUUUUGGUUCCAUGGAAAUUCUAUCUAGGAUGGGAGAAUUGCCCACCUUGAAACAGCUGGCCGAUUUUGUGAUUAAGGAGUAUUAUCCCGAUAUACAGCUGACGGAUGAAAACAGAUUUAUUCGAUUGUUCUCUGAAAUUGCGCACAAAACACUGGAUUUGGUAGCAAAAUGGCAAGGUUUAGGAUUUACACACGGCCUGUUGAACACUGAUAACAUGAGCCUCUUAGGGCUUACGAUGGAUUAUGGACCCUUUGGCUUCGUCGACUCGUACGAUGGCGGCUUCGUGGCCAAUUCAUCGGAUGGGGAAGCGAGAUACUCACUCUCCAAGCAACCCGAUGUUGUGGUGUGGAAUGUCGGCCAACUUGCAAAUGCCAUCAAACCUCUUCUGUCACCGUCACAACAAGUUCACAUGUCGCAUAUAUUGAAGACUUUGGACACGUAUUGCAAGAACAAAAUACUGGAAACAUUUCUCAUGAAAGUUGGUCUGCGUGAGGAAAGGUGGGGUGAUGAGCAGCUGAUUGAGAAAUUAUUGGAUAUGAUGCAGCAGACUGGAGCUGACUUCACAGUCACCUUCCGACAAUUGGCUGAAUUGGAGCCGAAUGAGAUGGUUAAUGAAGUUAAAUUGAAAGAAAAAUGGUCGCUGAAACGCCUGUCUUCGCACGCCUCUUGGGGAUGUUGGCUGGAUCAAUAUCGAGAGCGGUUAGAGAAAGAAGCAGUGGACGCAAGCUCAGUCGGUAUGUUCGAAGAUGAGCGACGUCGACGCAUGCUUAGCGUCAACCCUGUGUAUAUACCAAGGAAUUGGAUGUUGCAUGAAGCCAUUUUUGAUGCGGAGAGAGAUGAUUUUGCCAAGGUUCGAUUUUUAAUGGAUGUUUUGAAGAACCCUUACGAAGUUCAACCAGAAGCCGAGGCGCUCGGGUUUUCUGCACAACCACCGCAAUGGGCUUAUGCUUUGAAAAUAAGCUGCUCUAGUUAAUUUUAUCAAUAUAUACCUUCAAAAUGUU